AUGCAGCGUUUCCAUGGCAGAUUCACAGCCUAUGCGUCGGAUCGGGAGGCACGGGCGCUGACCACAGGAUCUGAUGAAUGCAUCAUUGUUGAUUUGUAUGCCGGUGUUUCCAUUGAAGAAAACCUGGAAAAGUGUUAUAAAAACCAGCAGAUCCGUUCAUUAGUCUAUAAAUUGCCUCUUUAUGACGGCAUGCUGCCUCUUUUCCGCCGUUUUGCACUUCUUUCUUGUUUCCACUUCACAGCGUCAGAGAUGCGAUCCGAUAUACCCCUCCUCGAUAGCGCUAAAGACCUAAGUUUUCCUCCUCCGCCUCCUGCGCCUUCUUCAUCAGAUACACCGGAGAGCUCUAACAGCGCACCAAGCGGUAGCCCGAGCAACAGUGCAGAGACCAGCAACAAAGACACAGAUCCAUUAGAUGAUUGGCCUACAGAGUUUAGCUCAGAUGAAGCAGAAGAUGAAGAAAAAACAAAUAGACGGCCUCUCGGUAUCCCCCCUCUUAUGCCGCUACCCCUUGGCGGAGGGGCUGCACGUACAGUGCGUUUCGGUGGAUCUCUGAUGCCUCCGCUUGUGCUUGAGGCAGCAAAUGCUCGCGAAGUAUCGCAUGCAGCUCGUGAAGCAGGGUCAGCAGCAACAAAAGAAGCAACAGCAAAAUCAGCAGCAACAAACGCAGCAGCAACUAAAGCAGCUACAAAAGCAGUCGCAGGUGUUGCUGCUGCUGCUGUUAGAGCGCGUCGAACCCUAAAUACUUCUUCUCCUGCUGCACAACAAGAAAAAAAUAAUGAAGAUAAUAGUAAGUCUUAA
Molecule: messenger RNA, 798 nt
Organism: Eimeria acervulina
Lineage: Eukaryota; Apicomplexa; Conoidasida; Eucoccidiorida; Eimeriidae
Exons: 4
Coding region: 1-798 (265 amino acids)
Source: RefSeq, a predicted model, not a curated record